AUGGCCAGCACCACGCCGAACACGUCGCUGUACGUAAAAAACAUCAAUUCGAAGGUCAAGAAGCCAGAGCUGCGCCGGCAAUUGUACUGCCUCUUUGGUAGCUACGGCAAGGUGAUUGACGUCGUAGCGACGCGUGCCGAUGGCAUGCGUGGCCAGGCCUUUGUGGUAUUCCGCGACCUGCAAAGUGCUACGUCUGCCUUGCGUGCGCUGGACGGCUUUGAGUUUUAUGAAAAGCCGCUCGUUCUUGAAUAUGCGCGGACGCGCUCCAAGGCCACGAUCGUGGCAGAGCACGGCGAGGAAGCGUUGCUGCGUCCUGACUUGCUCUUUAAGCGCGCCGAUGGCACUUCUAUGCGUGGACGCAUCACGUACUCGAAUGCACAAGGGUCGCAGGACAAGAAGCGUCCGCACGAAGAUGCGCCUGUGGUGUCGAACGUGGUGCCCCCUGCUUCCGGGCCCGAUUCGGACGGACGGCCGCCAAAGACGGCUCGCACCGAGCCUGAGCCUGAGGAAACUGAUGACGACGCUAUGGAAAUCGGCGACUCGGACAAUGAGUAG
This is a messenger RNA of Malassezia sympodialis ATCC 42132, 555 nucleotides long. Its product is annotated as U1A/U2B'/SNF family RNA-binding protein. Gene Ontology annotation, molecular function: U12 snRNA binding; pre-mRNA intronic binding. The record is from RefSeq and is a predicted model, not a curated record. Gene Ontology annotation, biological process: mRNA splicing, via spliceosome. Gene Ontology annotation, cellular component: U12-type spliceosomal complex. Lineage: Eukaryota; Fungi; Basidiomycota; Malasseziomycetes; Malasseziales; Malasseziaceae.